UAACAUUAUGCACAGGAGAAUGGUAGCCUGCAUCCAUGGCAACAAGUAUACACAGAGUUUGAAGCAGAAUGGCCCAAGAAGGAGAAGCACAAUGCACCAUAUCAUUUGGGACAACUCAGGACAGGAAGCUUUUUCCAUACUACUGUGCUCCUGAUCGUCUAGGAAAUGAGCUGGCACCUCUGCGGGGUGCACCUCAGCGUGGACCUGGAUGCUAUGAAAAUGAAGCAGUGAGCAGUUUUAUAUACUACUUACAGAAGAAACCAGAAAGCAAAAAAGGUUAUACUUUAGGAGCAAGGACAGCCAAACGAUUCCCACCAGAAGUGCAGAAUGUGGCACCAGCCCCAACAGCAUACCAGCUAGAAUGGUCUAAAGAGCGUACUUUCAAGCCCUCAUCGGCUCCCUUCAGCAUCAGCGCAAACAGAUUCCAAGAGAAAACUGAAUCAACAGUGCUUACUCCUGGCCCAGGUAGUUAUGAACAUGAUGUUGCAAGAAACCAAAAAGUCUCCUGGCCGAUGAAGUUUGAUCGUCCUGACUGGUCCCUUGUGCCUUCUCUACCGAAAAGAACUCUUAGAACAGAGCUAGUAAGUGACAAGGAAUUCCGAAAACAUCGAAACAGAGUGGCAUACCUCAGCCUGUAUUACAGCUAAACAUUUCAGUACUGCUUGGUAAAAUACGAAAUGUUCCAAUAUCACUGUGAUAAAUGGAUAACAGCAGAGCUGCUAUUUCUCACAGCAGACAUUUUUCAAAAUGCUUCAAAAGCAAUUAUUCAUACUCCAUUAUAUGCCUUUGUCAUCCAGUGUAUAGAUGUAUAUCAUAAUAUCACAUCUGCGUUAAUGAACUGGGCACAGUCUUUGAAUUAUAUGGAAUCUGAUUUAAUACUGUGCUUCAAAUUGCAAAUCGUGUUCCAUUGCAUACCAUACUGUUUAAUCUGAAUUCAUGUGCUCUGUCUCUGAAGUUUUAAACAAUAACUAGCCAAACUCACUACAAAAUAUGCUACAGUGCCCAGUCAGCCAUCCCGAUCUGUUAAUCAAGAAACAAUUAACAGGACAGUAACACUUUCAGUAAGAGCACAUAGUGAAUAUCAAACUGGAAACUUGUCUGAGCUCUGCAAACUUAACUGAAAGCUUUCAGCUUGAAACAGGACGCAACAUAUGCUGUUUGCUACAAGAAGAAUCACUGAAGAAUUCAGUGAAGAUUGUUUAAUCUUGGACUGUAAGUCUGUCUAUUUUUGUAAGGAUAAGCUACAUUUGAGUCAUGUGGGAAAUCAAGUGAUGGGAGCCUAUUUGACUAAACUGGUUAAAUCCUUUUAGGGUAGACAGUGUAUCUAAUUCCAGCUCAAGUAAUAUUUACUUGAAAUGUUUCUUGAUUAAUGUUCAAAGUCUUAAUAAUAAAAUAGUUGAGUUAGAA
Messenger RNA from Protopterus annectens (West African lungfish), 1407 nucleotides. It is a transcript of the gene CIMAP3, whose product is annotated as primary cilia formation. Gene Ontology annotation, cellular component: ciliary basal body. The transcript has 6 exons. Bases 69 to 647 code for a protein of 192 amino acids. The record is from RefSeq and is a predicted model, not a curated record. NCBI's taxonomy places the organism in Eukaryota, Metazoa, Chordata, Ceratodontiformes, Protopteridae. Gene Ontology annotation, molecular function: cytoskeletal protein binding. Gene Ontology annotation, biological process: regulation of cell projection organization.